CUGUUUUUCCACGAUGGCAGAUUGUCGCGACGUGCUGUACCGUUCACUGGAAGCGUCCAUUGAACGAUGCGGCGGUCGGCUGGACGAAGUCAAGGUCCUGGAGACAGCACGGCACUUUGACAGCGACAGACAACCCAAGGCCUACGACGACACCACCAACCCUGGUGAGAACGCUGUUCGACUUGUCUGUUGUCCCCACUCUGCGGUACAUCGACAUACACUUCAUGCUUCGUGUAAUAAAUCAUAAGGCAGGAAGCGGCUCGGACAUGCUUCGCCGCUGCACAGGACAUCAUGUCAUGUGUUCCUCCCGAGGCGAUGAUUCAUGUCAACACGGAACAGUCCAUGCAUGUUACACUGUUCCACACUUCCCAUCCACAUGACCGACGACCGUUUUCUCCUGCGAUCCGCACGCAAGAGCUGACAACGUUGCGAGACAUGGCGGCGGCGUUUCCGUCGUUCACCCUGUCGUUUCAUAGCAUCAUCGUGGCUUCGUCUGGCUCAAUCAUCAUGCUCUUCGAUGAUCCCCACGACACUGUGCAUCGAUUGCGACAUGAAGCGCACGCAACCUUCCCCAGCCUGCCUGCAUCACAGACGACGACGAUUGUCCACACGACAUUAGCUAGACUGAUGUCUCCAUCGAUCUCUGCCGAUUCCCUCGUCACUGUGCAAGACAAAUGCCGAGUGGUGACGGCACGACUGCGACGCGAAGCAUUCACAGUCCUGCUCUCGUCCCUGUGGUACGUUGAAGAGACCCAUUACUUCUCCGCGGGGAGUGGACCUCGUACGUCGAUCCCGCUUCCUCCGCCAGUUCUCCAUGUGCCAGAAGCAUAGCGACGGAGAUGCGGGGAUGGUCGACAGCAUUCCUCACUCAUCACUCAUGGAAAGCCUCAUUCCACGUUUCAAAUAAGCCGCGGGUUGUCAUAUGUUGCCUGUCUUGAGUAUAUUAUUAAGCAGACAAUCAAAUCCAAUACAAAUUCCAAGUUUAUAAUGUAAAAUAUAAAAACACGCUACUAUCAUACCCAA
Molecule: messenger RNA, 1023 nt
Organism: Aphanomyces astaci
Lineage: Eukaryota; Oomycota; Saprolegniomycetes; Saprolegniales; Verrucalvaceae
Exons: 4
Coding region: 292-831 (179 amino acids)
Source: RefSeq, a predicted model, not a curated record